Messenger RNA from Musca domestica (house fly), 1562 nucleotides. RefSeq lists its product as uncharacterized. The transcript has 2 exons. Bases 563 to 1402 code for a protein of 279 amino acids. The record is from RefSeq and is a predicted model, not a curated record. NCBI's taxonomy places the organism in Eukaryota, Metazoa, Arthropoda, Insecta, Diptera, Muscidae.
UAUACCAACGCCUUCAUAGCAACAAAGAUGGUUGCUCAAAAUAAUUAAAACACGAAAAAAAUAUAAUUAAGUGAUCCGCAUGUAAUCAUAAGAUUAUCAAUAUGAUUAUGCUCAUAUGAUGGUAUGCGUGUGUGUGUGUGUGUUAUUAGCCCCUUCGCAUGAAUGGUAAUUUCCGAAGAUUCCUACUGCCGGCAGCGGUCUAAGCUGUAUGGGUGAAAUGACGAAAAGAAGAUGAAACAAAAUAGGAAAACAAUACGCAAAGGUAGUAGAGAAAUCUUAAAUCUUUAUCAUGUAAGCAGCAAUGGCCGGUAACGAAAGAGAUCUUUAGAUCUCUUUAAUAAAGUACAGUGAAGGUCCGAAACCAUAGCAAUUGUUAAUUUUUUUGUUGGGUGUCUGUCUGCUGCGAGAUUGACGAUGAUGAAUUUCAACUUCUUUUGGGAUGAAUAUAAAUAGUUUGUUUGGCCGUUGUAAGAUCAGUACAAGCUCAACAGGAAAGCGUAAAACAACAGUUUUAAAGAAACAACAGCUUCAACUGCUAUUUUUGUAAAUCUCAAGCCUAGAAAUGCGUGGAUUCAUUGUUAUGUGUUUGUGUGCCGUUGCCUUGGCCGCUCCUCAGGGUUACAACUAUAACGCCCAAGGUGCUGGCGGUAGCGCUGUAUUCCAGCAACAUGGUAAUUUCGGUUCAAACUUUGGAGGCUCUGCUGUUGGCUCCUCCUCCGCUGGUUUCUUCCAAGGUGGCCAUGCUGUGGCCCAGCAAUCUCAAUCCUUUGGUGGUCAUCAGCAAGUACAACAACAUCACCAACAACAGCCACAGGCUAUUGUAUCGAAACGUUUCUUCAUCCACUCUGCUCCCGAGGAUGUUGAAGAAGACCAGCAAGAGAAGCACAUCACCGUUGGUGUACCCAAAAAGAACUACAACGUAGUGUUCAUUAAAUCACCAUCCAAAUCCAGCAAGAAGACUUCCAUUAAGAUUAGUCCCGCUCCAACUGAAGAGAAGACCGUCAUUUAUGUGCUCAACAAGAAAACCGAUGCCUCCGAUGUUCAAGCCGAAGUUGUCGAACAUCCCACCACAACAGCCAAACCAGAGGUAUUCUUCAUCAAAUACAAGACCAAUGAGGAAGCUGCCCAUGCCCAGGAACAAAUUCAGGCUCAAUAUGAUGCUUUGGGUGGUAGCUCUCAGGUCAGUGAUGAAGGUGUGGCCCCCGUUACCUCUGUCAUUGGUGCCUUGGGCAAUGCUGCUGCCGCUGCUGGUGGUGAUAUUAAUGCCGGUGCACAUGCUGGUGGCGUUGCCCUUGGCGGUGUUCAGUCAGCUGGAGGCAACUUUGCUGGUGUUUCUGCUGGUCAUGCUGGUGUCCAACAACAAACAAAUGGCAAUGCCUAUUUACCACCAAAUUUCUACUAAAUUUCAAAUUUAGUUAGUUGAAUUGUUGUAGUCUGUUUUUUGUUAAUUCUACGACUACAUGUUGUUACUGUUGUUUUUAUUAUUUUGUUAAUAGUGCCUGUUUAGAAAAAAAUCAAAUAUUUUUUGUUAAAAAUACAUCAAGCAAUUUAAUUUUGAAAAA